UUGAGAAGUCGAAAGGUUUACCCAGGAGACGGAAAAGCCGGAAAAAGAUACGAGAAAUGCCUGCAAAGAAAAAACUUGAAGGCAAAGCUAAAGCCGGGAGUAUACCGGGGGAUACAGGAUCUGUGGCAACCGCGACUAUGGUUCGGCGCCAAAUGCCGCCGCGCGCCUGCAAGAGCAAGAGCCAGAGCGCCGCCAGGCCCAGUCUUAGUCCCAGCCGCCUGGCCAAGAAGCCCAGCCUGACGCCGACCACCGGUUCUCAGGCGCCAUCGCAGACCAUCGCAAAGUCGAGGCCCACCGGUCUCGAGACGAUUUUUGAACGGCCCGGCAAUGAGGACGACGGGCCCACCAGCAGCCAUGCCGUGGCAUUCGGCGAGUGCCAGCGCCGCGUCCUCGCCCUGGGUACGGGCGAAAAAAAAAGAACCCUGUCGCAGAAGAGCUGCCUGAAGGUGCGCAACACCUUGGGCGAACGCAGCACCCGGCACAUGAUGACACUACGGGCGUCCCGCACUACUUUGGACAGCGUAAUGCUCGGGGGCUCGGACGAUGAAGGCGAGUCGGUCGGAGUCGCUCCCGCAGUCGCUCCCGUAGCUGCUCCCGAAGUCGUUCCCGCUGGAGGAAAUGCCGGUACAAAUCAGCCGGCACCAUUCGUGCUGCGCACCAGCAGGAGGCUCAAGAGUCUGCCUCCGUUUUAGAUUGUUGCACCUUCCACCCUCCAAAUGAAAGAAAAAGAAUAAAGAAAAGAAAAGCAAAGAAAAGAAAAACCCUCUACAGAAUGUCUCUUUUGCUCUCAUU
This is a messenger RNA of Drosophila miranda, 792 nucleotides long. Its product is annotated as protein tantalus-like. Bases 57 to 692 code for a protein of 211 amino acids. NCBI's taxonomy places the organism in Eukaryota, Metazoa, Arthropoda, Insecta, Diptera, Drosophilidae. The record is from RefSeq and is a predicted model, not a curated record. The transcript is spliced from 2 exons.